AUGGUAGUAAUCAAAAUCAACCAAUGGAAUGUCAGAGGUUGGGGCACUGACACCUCCUUCAAAAACAAAACAGACUUUAUCAAAUCCCAAUCCCCCCCAAACUCAUUGGCACUAACCAUAGUCAAUGAACUCAAUGCUGACGCAACACAAGCACACCAGCUAUUUCCUGGCUCCAUCAUUAGUGCAACCAACAGAGGCAACGGAAUAGGAAUACUAAACAACAACAACCAAAACAUAAAACUCUCACCAAUAUUCAUAAUAGAAGAUACCACAACGAGAAUCUUGGCCAUAUACGCCCCGGCCCAACUUGAUAAAAGAAAAAUACUAGCUUCAACACUUAACAAACACUUCAACAACCAAUACCACAACCUAACGUCUAACCCUAAAAAAAACAUCGACAUCAUAGCAGGUGACUUCAAUUGUUUAGACUUCAAUGACAAUCACACAUCAAAUGACGACCAAGGCAACUUGACAACACAAUCCCCAGAUGAGAUGGCCACAGUAAUUGAAGCCAUCAGAAUUUCAAAUAACCUAAUGGAUAUGGACCAACUAAAUAAAAGACCCACCUUCUCAAGAACGAUACACAACACAAACAAUAACCUCACAAGAAUCUUGGAAAGGAGACUAGACAGAAUAUACCUUAACAAUAGCAUAAUCAACUACAGCCAAUUAUACUUAAGGAACCUAAUCCCCCCAAAAAUUAAUGACAUACCUCUAUCAGAUCACAACUUCCUAUCAACCACCUUCACUCUACCCAACAUACAGAUGAACAAGCGCAGAUGGAGAUUAAAAAAAUCCUCAAUCCUCUCAAGCAUAAUGCUUAAGAAAAUAGACUUCCUACUUAACGAUUAUUCAAGAGAGCUGUCAUCCAACCAUAACUCUAUUUCCUUCUCUCAACUCAACAGCUUACUAAACAAAAUAAAACAACUAUACACAGAAUUUCUAAAACAAAAUGACUACAACAAUAAGGCAAACAUCAAAAAUCUAAUCUUCCUACUAGAGACAGAAUUUAAAGACCAAGCCUUCGCAACCCUUUCAGCAAUAAAUGAAUCUAAAAAAAGAGAAGAACAACUUAAACAAGAAUUGAACAACUAUUGCGAAGAAACCUCACUCAAGUACAUCUCCGCGAGAAUCAAGAAAAGACACAAUGAUUUCACCAUCAACGCAGUAAAAGAUGCACAAGGUAGAACAAUCAACAAACAGGAAUUGAUCGAAGAAGAAUACGUAAAGUAUUACUCAAAUCUUUAUGACUACAAAGAAGAUGACCCACCAUCUCAUUAUGAAAUGUUGGAAAAUUGGACAGUGACCAGGGACUCAACAUGGGACAACCUUGAAAAUGAAUUCACAACACAAGAGAUCCUAGAAGUAAUAAAACAAUUGAACCCACACAAAUCUCCAGGCCCAGGUGGAAUUCCAAACUUAUUCUACAUAACACACAAAGAAAAACUAGCUCCAAUACUGGCCUCAGCAUUCAACGACACUCUAAGAAAUCCUCAUCUAAUUAGCAAAAAUUACAAAGAAGGCCUCAUUAUCACGAUACCUAAAAAGGGAGACCCCGAACUAAUCAAAAACAGAAGACCAAUUACACUGGCUAACUGUAUAUAUAAAAUCCACUCAAAACUAAUAAACAAUAGAAUAAUCCCUAUACUAACGAAAGUGAUCAACCACAAUCAAAAAGGUUUCGUACCAGGCAGAUUCAUUCUAGAUAAUAUCAUAUCAAUGAACGAAUUAAUCAACUACUGUAAUGAUAAAAGAAUUAACGGAAUAAUUACACUAUAUGAUUUCGAAAAAGCUUUUGACUCGAUCUCACACGGUUCAAUACUCAGAUCACUACAACACAUAUACAUUCCAACCAAUAUAAUCAACCUGAUAAUGAAUCUACUCACCAAAUCUGAAGCAAGAAUUGAAAUUAAUGGUAGAACUACUAUACCCUUUGAGAUCAAAAGAGGAGUCAAACAAGGAGAUCCACUAUCACCCACCCUGUUCGUCCUUGUAAUAGAGGCUUUAGCUAGAAAAAUUUUACAAGAUGACCGAAUUACUGGCCUUCCUCUAAACAACAGCAACCACAGAGAGAAAUUCCAAAGCUUUGCAGACGACUCGGCUUCAAUGGUCCCAGACUCUCAAUAA
Molecule: messenger RNA, 2127 nt
Organism: Dictyostelium discoideum AX4
Lineage: Eukaryota; Evosea; Eumycetozoa; Dictyosteliales; Dictyosteliaceae
Exons: 2
Coding region: 1-2127 (708 amino acids)
Biological process (GO): DNA biosynthetic process; RNA-templated DNA biosynthetic process
Molecular function (GO): DNA-directed DNA polymerase activity; RNA-directed DNA polymerase activity; transferase activity
Source: RefSeq, a predicted model, not a curated record